AUGGACGGGAACACCAGUAACAAUACGAAAUACGAUCCAGCGAACAUUGCUAAACGAACUACGGAUGCGGACAACCCUAACAACAACAACGACAACACCGAACCCUCCUACAUCGACUACGAAUCCUUCCUCGACCCCUCCUUCGCCCCCUCCUCCUUCGCCAACACCCUCGUCCACGCAACCAACAACCCCUCCGACACCCCCCUCGACCUCUCCACCCCGCUCUCCCGCGUCCUCUUCGACAUCCAAGAAAUCGACUCCCACAUCGACCUGCUCACCACCCGCUCCGCCCUCCCCUUACUCGUCCACACCCAAACCCACGCCGAAGCCAGCGGUAAUGUGCUCACGCGUUUACAGGCGCAGAUCACGGCGCUGAAUGAGAGUUAUGCGCAGUUGGAGCGGGAGGUGAGCAGUAAACAUGCUGAGGCGGACCAGGUACGGACGGUCGCGACGAGGUUGUGGAGCGCGUUAAGGUUGGCGAGGGCGGUUGGGAGGGUGGUGCAGUUGGGAAGGCAGCUGGAAGCGCAGUAUGCUGAGUUUUCUGCGCCUGCGUCCGGGACAACAUCUCCUGGUUUGAGCUUACGCGGUCGCGGGGAGGACCACCGCGCGCUGGUGCGGUGUGCGCAUACGCUGCUGGCGCUGGGGGAGAUCUUCUUGGGGUCGAGCACACCCGGUGCGGAGGGGUAUGGGUUGGAUCGGGUGGUGGUGGUGCGGACGUUGCGGGAGGGGGUUGUGGGCCCUGUGGAUAGGGCUGUGAAGGAAGCUGCGGGACGGGCGGUGCGGGAGUUUUCGAUGGGGAUGGCGGGGGGUGGGGGGAGUAGUAGCUCUGGCGCGGGAGCGGCGGCUACGGCUGCGACGUUUGCACAGUCCGAGGAGGUCAGGGCAAGGACGGUGUCGGCGUUGACGACGCUGUAUUUGCUGAGUCCGGUGCCGGUUUCUGUGGGUGGGAAGGGGAGUGCGGUUGCUGCUGAGCGGUGGACGCCGAGUCUGAUGUUGCAGGCGCUGGAAACGUAUUUGAAGUCGUCGCUGCAGAGUAGUAUCGCGGGACUGUCCCGGGCGCUGGCCACGCUGCCUAGCUUGGACCGGACGCUUGCGGAGGUGAGCGCGCGGUGUCAGAAUGUCGUGGCACUUGAGGCCGUGUUAGAGGGGACAAAGGCACCUGCGCAUCCUCUCUUGCAGCAGUUACAGCAGCAACAACACCAAGGCAAACAUUCGGAUCAGGCAGCCGCCGGAGGAGGAAAUAUGUUACAGCCACUACUCGCCUAUCUAGAAACUGGGUCUUUAGCGAGUUACUUUUGGCGGACGAUGGCGAGCAACAUGGGGCCUCGGGUGCAGGAUAUCAUGGCUAAGGGCGGUGUAUCUGCGCGGACCCUACGGUCGAACCGACAAGGUGUGGGGGAGGCCAUCAAGGAGUGUGUUGCGAGGGGGAGUCAAUUGCCCAGUGCUGUGGCGGCGGCUGCUAAGGGCAAGGGGAGAAGCGCUGAAUCAGAGGGCAAGGAACGACAAUGGGAACGGGAAGUGGCUGUUAUGGUGGGGAGUAUAGUCAACAACCUGGGAAGAUGA
Dichotomopilus funicola is the source of this 1563-nucleotide messenger RNA. RefSeq names its product Golgi transport complex subunit 5-domain-containing protein. NCBI's taxonomy places the organism in Eukaryota, Fungi, Ascomycota, Sordariomycetes, Sordariales, Chaetomiaceae. The record is from RefSeq and is a predicted model, not a curated record. Gene Ontology annotation, biological process: intra-Golgi vesicle-mediated transport. The transcript is spliced from 2 exons. Gene Ontology annotation, cellular component: COG complex. The coding region runs from base 1 to 1563 and encodes 520 amino acids.